CCAACUACCAAUACAACUGGCACAUGUGACUUCGUCACCACACGAGAAUCACUAUAGAUCCAUGAAUAACUAUAGCGCGCAGCCCCCCAUACAGCCACAGAUACACACACCCGAGACCUAGAGAGAUCUAGAGACAGGAAGAAAAAUAGAGGCCAAGAGAGAUAGAGAUCAAGAUUUUAGAUCAUGGAGAGUCUACCGAUGGUGUGCUAUUCGGCAGAGACAAUGAACACCCUCAUCGACAAGGUCGCCAAAAUGGAGAAUUAUUCCAAUGCAACUGAAGAGUUCUCCGACCUGGCUCAAGAAUUCAAGAAGGCUGUGCUAAGUCUUAAGGAGGAUUUCUUUCACAACCUUGCCUUGCCCAAGGUGUGUAUGAAGCAAGUCAGGGAGCUCGUCUUCGAGAUUGAAGACUGGAUCGAUCAGAAGCCGGUGACCAACAUGCUGGUUCCAUCGGACAUGGAAGAUAUCAGAAAUUUCAUGACUGAGAUCAAAGAAGCGCGUGAGCGCUUCACAUGGUAUUACGAUCUUCUCAAGGUAGUGCCCACGGAGCCUGAUGUUGCUGGCGUGGCAACCAGCCAGACCAGCAACAUCAACAUCGACAUCAACUCUUGGCUGCUUGUCGAGGAGAAACCUUGCCAUGGUCUUCUCGACGGACCAAGAGACGAGCUUAUCCAGCAUCUGACUGACGGCAAGGACGAGAUGCGAAAGGUCGUAUCUAUCGUCGGAAUGGAAGGUCUUGGUAAGACUACUCUUGCCAAGCAGAUCUAUUCAAAGCUUUUACUUCGUCGGCAGUUUGAGUGCCAAGCUUUCGUCUAUGUUGGCAGAAGAACUUCCAUGACAAUGAUACUAAAGGAUAUACUCCGUCAACUGAACCCUGUCAGUAAGAAGUGGCAGCAUUGGAGGGUUGUAGAUGUGCAAGAAAUUAUCACUGAGCUCUGGGAAUACCUCUGCACAAAAAGGUACUUCAUCCUAGUCGAUGGCAUAUGGAGUACAUGGGCAUGGAAUGUUAUCAAUUGUGUGUUGCCAAAUAAUCGUGGAAGUAGGGUUUUGACAACAACUUGCAUCACGGAUGUAGGCAUGUAUUGUUCUAGCUAUCCAAAUGAUCUUGUAUACCACAUGGAGGCACUUAGCAAGGAGAAGUCCAAAAUCUUAUUUCUUAGUAAAACAUUAAAUCUUCAAGACGAAGAAAAGUGGGCUGGUUUUGAAGAACAUUCUUGUUACAUGUUGAAACUGGCUGAUGGAAUGCCAUUGGCCAUGCCAUUGGCCAUAACUGUUGCAGCCGGCUUAUUAUUAGCCAGGAAAUCCGAGGCACCGGCAGAACUGAAGAUGCUCGGGGAAUCUAUUAUUUCAUCACUGAAGCAGUAUUCACCCUGUGAAGGAAUGAACAAGAUAUUACAAAUGAGUUAUGCUGAUCUAUCUCUUCCUUUGAGGUCUUGCAUUAUGUACCUGAGUGUUUUUCCAGAAAACUAUACUAUCCAGAAAGAUCGCUUGAUACUGCUAUGGGACGCAGAAGGAAUUAUCGUAAGAAUAGAUAAAGAGUUCUCUUUGGUAACAGGGGAGAGGUACUUCAAUGAGCUUAUUAGUAGAAGACUGAUUCAGCCGGUUUUCCACCUUAGUUGUCACCAGGCAGUGGGAUGUACUGUUCAUACUUUAAUUCUUGAUUUCAUCAGAUCCUUGUCGAGAGAAGAAAAUUUUGCCAUGACAGCUGCAGAAUUGAUUUGUGUUCCAUUUCCAUGUGACACAAUUCGACGGUUCUCGCUGGACUGCCAUAAUGAAGACGAAGUUGACACCUUGUCCACAAGCAGCGUGAACCUGUCAAGGAUGCGAUCCCUCACAGUCUUCAGGGAUGCCGAAAGGAAGGUCGGUCCUCCAUAUUCUCAGCGUUUGCCUUGGGUUUAUGCGCAUGGUGAAGAGAUGCGUCCUACUAAGGCUCUAGAAGUUCCUAUCAAUAGUAUUUUGGCUUUCAAACUUCUGCGAGUGCUGGACCUAGGAGAUACAAAGAAUUUAGAAAAACAUCAUCUGGAAGGCAUUGGAGGAUUGGUUCUACUGAGAUACUUGGGGCUCGCAGGGACUAGUAUAUAUGUGCUACCAGAGGACAUUGGAAAACUGGAGCAGUUGGAGACCCUAGAUUUGAGGGGGCAUAUUGGGCUCGUAACUUUUCCAGCAUCUGCAGUUAAAUUGCGAAAGUUGAGGCAUCUACUGGUUGAAGUAGAUGCCACGAAUAUUUGGGAGAUGCCGAAAUUAGAACGAGCACCGUUCAUUAAUGUUGAGAGUAGCAGCUCACUUGGUAAUGUGGUAGAGCUGCUGAGGAAAUCUGAGCAGAUCAGGACGCUCGGCGUAUCUAUGAGAACAUCAGUUCCAACAGAAACCGACCUCGUGUCAUUUCUGGACGAGGUUGUAAAGUCCAAGGUCCAAUUCCUAGACCUUGAUUAUGGGUAUCAAGGUUCUGAAGCGAUUCCCAUACUGGUGGAUUCAUGGGAGAAGGUAACAGCUCCGCUAGAAACGAAAUUUGAGCCCCGAAGAUUUUCUCUCACCAUCUAUUACUCCAAUGGCUCGCGAAUUACACCUAACAUGGGCUCACUUGCCAGCCUCACCGAACUGGAUAUUUAUCUUUAUGAAGCAAAUGCAGAAGAUUUCAUUGUACUCGAGGGCUUGACCAAUCUGGUCCUUCUCACAUUCCUUGCAAUGGAUUGUUCCGUAAUAGGAAGGUUCAUCAUCAAGGGUGGUAUCUUUCCAUUUCUGAAGGUGUUUUCGUUCAGAGUCAAGAAUAGCUGGAUGGGGCUGCAGUUCGAAAAAGGAGCCAUGCCGCAGCUCCAAAGGCUUGGGCGUGGCUUCCAUGUAAUUAAGCGGCGGGGUCAAGCAUAUCCGGAUAUUGGCAUCGAGCACCUCACUCGCCUCACACAAGUCCAUGCCAUAACCUUUUGCGAGGAAGCUACAGUUUCAGAGGUGGAGGCCGCGGAAGCUGCCAUCAGAUAUAAAGUAUCUGAGAUCGCCACCAAACCAACAUUAGAAUUGAGCAGAGAAAAUCAAGAUGAGAUGUGGACGGUGGAACAACAGCAACCGACACUUGUCAACCAAUUAUCCGAGGAGACGAGCAUAGGACAAUUCGAAGACGAUGACCAGAUCCGGGAGCACGAAGAGCAAGUAUCUGGGAUGGACGGCAAAUCCACACAAGAGUGGAGAAUAGAACAUGAAGACCCGAUGCGGAAGGACAAAAGGAUAUACUACACUCCUUCCAAAAAACAAUUAUUUGAGAACGUCCAGAAACGCAAGUUGCGUCGGAUCAUAUCAUCUUUGUCCGAUAAGAUGAAGGACGCGGGGAGAAAAUUAAUUGGCCACCCCAAAUUGCGUCGGAUCAUAUCAUCUUUGUCCGAUAACAGCAGCAAAUUCAAAUUAGAGUCGAGCACAGAAGAGGAACACCAGAUGCGCAAGGGCAAAGGGAAGUAAUCCAUACCAUAAAAAAAAUAGUAUUCGAGAGCACCGAGGAACACAAGUUACAGAGAGCAGAGUAUCUGAAGAAAAGAUGAAGGGGCCGGGCAAGAGUUCAUCGGCUCCAUAAAAGUAUCUGAAAAGACCAAGAAACAUAAAGUAGAAUUCAGUGCGCAAUCUCAAGAUAGGAUGAAGAACAACCAAGAGCUCUAAGCUCGAUAGGAGUGACGAUGGAUGAAGAAUCAUCGCCCGUGAAAUAUCACGUGUUUAGUUGUAAUAUUGCUAGUAAUAAAGAAAGCUUUUAUUAGCAGGCUUAUAAUAUGGUACUUCCCUCUUCUAUUAAUGUAUAAGCCGAGUGUAUGUUAUUCAUUGCCAAAA
This is a messenger RNA of Lolium perenne, 3804 nucleotides long. RefSeq names its product disease resistance protein RGA5-like. NCBI's taxonomy places the organism in Eukaryota, Viridiplantae, Streptophyta, Magnoliopsida, Poales, Poaceae. Gene Ontology annotation, molecular function: ADP binding. Gene Ontology annotation, biological process: defense response to other organism. The record is from RefSeq and is a predicted model, not a curated record.